Arabidopsis lyrata subsp. lyrata is the source of this 5214-nucleotide messenger RNA. RefSeq names its product DNA-directed RNA polymerase IV subunit 1. The coding region runs from base 536 to 4906 and encodes 1456 amino acids. Gene Ontology annotation, molecular function: DNA binding. Gene Ontology annotation, cellular component: RNA polymerase II, core complex. The transcript is spliced from 19 exons. Gene Ontology annotation, biological process: DNA-templated transcription. Lineage: Eukaryota; Viridiplantae; Streptophyta; Magnoliopsida; Brassicales; Brassicaceae. The record is from RefSeq and is a predicted model, not a curated record.
GGAAGGAUUUUGCAACUUUUUAUUUUCUUCCCAGUUUCAGAGUUUAUACAAAUAAGGUAAAAUUCGCAGAAACAGAAAAUCAAAAAUCAAUUAAAAUAAUAAACCGAGGAAGUAAAAAAGAUUUCCGAAAGGUAAAGUGUACUGCUGUAAAGUAGGUAAAUAGAGGUACAGGUCAAGGGGUAGUUUCGGUAUUUCAUCUCUUUCUUCUUCAUUUUUUUUUUUUUUUUGGUUUCUCACAUUCCAAAGUCCCCAUUGGACUUAUUGAGAAGAGUUUUUUUCGUUUUCUCUGCUUUCUCACUUUUUCCCGUUUCCUUUGGGAAUACAAACGGCGGCUUCUCAAAAGCCUCCGAUUUCGAUUUUUUUUUCUUUCUCUUUUUAGACUUUUUUUUUUUUUGUUCUUUCCUUUUUCUUCUUCUUCUUCUUCUCCGGCUUCUUCCGUCGGAACUAAAAAUCAGAGGUUUUUGUUUGUGCACUGUUUCAAUUGGAUCAUUCGAAAGUGAGAUUCUCUGUUCUACAAAACAAGAAUCUCUUCGACAUGGAAGACGAUUGCGAGGAGCUUCAGGUUCCCGUGGGAACUCUAACUUCGAUAGGUUUUAGCAUUUCAAAUAACACUGAUCGAGAUACAAUGUCUGUCAUAAAGGUUGAAGCACCGAAUCAGGUGACUGAUUCUCGGCUAGGGCUACCGAAUCCGGAUUCUAUCUGCAAAACCUGUGGCAGCAAAGAUCGAAAAGUUUGCGAAGGGCAUUUCGGGGUUAUAAACUUCCAGUACUCGAUAAUAAACCCGUAUUUCCUCAAGGAGAUAGCUGCGUUGUUAAACAAAAUCUGUCCGGGUUGUAAAUACAUUCGAAAAAAGCAGUUUCAGAUUACCGAAGACCAGCCUGAGAGAUGUAGAUAUUGCACUUCGAAUACCGGUUAUCCUCUAAUGAAGUUUAGAGUAACUACUAAAGAAGUCUUCAGGCGAUCCGGGAUCGUUGUUGAAGUAAACGAAGAGAGUCUGAUGAAACUCAAGAAACGGGGAGUGUUAGCAUUGCCUCCUGACUAUUGGAGUUUUGUGCCACAAGACUCCAAUAUCGACGAGAGCUGUUUGAAACCAACAAGGCGAAUACUAACGCAUGCACAGGUUUAUGCUCUGUUAUCUGGGAUUGAUCAGAGACUCAUCAAGAAGGAUAUCCCCAUGUUCGACUCUCUUGCUCUGACAUCUUUUCCUGUUACACCAAACGGUUACCGUGUAACCGAAAUAGUUCAUCAGUUCAACGGAGCUCGACUAGUAUUUGAUGAACGGACUCGGAUAUACAGGAAACUAGUCGGCUUUGAGGGUAACACGCUUGAAUUGAGUUCUCGCGUGAUUGAAUGCAUGCAAUAUUCCAGACUCUUUUCGGAAAAUGUGUCUUCGAGUCAAGAUUCCGCAAAUCCAUACCAAAAGAAGUCUGAUACACCAAAACUGUGCGGUCUAAGGUUCAUGAAGGACGUGCUGCUCGGUAAAAGAAGCGAUCAUACAUUCCGGACAGUAGUUGUUGGUGAUCCGUCCUUGAAGCUUCAUGAGAUUGGCAUACCCGAGCGUAUCGCAAAAAGGCUUCAAGUAUCAGAGCAUCUCAACAACUGGAACAACGAACGGCUAGUCACUUUCUGUUCCCCCAACCUGUUUGAUAAUAAAGAGGUGCAUGUGAGAAGAGGAGAUAGAUUGGUGGCUAUUCGAGUCAGUGACCUCCAAACCGGAGACAAAAUAUUCCGGAAUUUAAUGGAUGGAGACACAGUGCUGAUGAACAGACCGCCUUCGAUUCAUCAGCAUUCGCUUAUUGCAAUGACAGUUAGAGUCCUCCCAACGACUUCUGUUGUCUCCUUGAAUCCGAUCUGCUGUUUGCCGUUUCGUGGUGAUUUUGAUGGAGAUUGUCUUCACGGUUACGUUCCUCAGUCCAUUCAAGCAAAGGUCGAGCUUGAUGAGCUUGUUGCUUUGGAUAAGCAGCUUAUCAACCGACAGAAUGGUCGGAACUUGCUUUCCUUAGGACAAGAUAGCUUGACGGCGGCUUAUCUGGUCAAUGUCGAGAAGAACUGUUAUCUGAAUCGAGCUCAGAUGCAGCAGCUUCAAAUGUACUGCCCAUUUCAGCUUCCUCCGCCUGCGAUUAUCAAAGCUUCUCCUUCGAGCACUGAGCCUCAAUGGACGGGAAUGCAGCUAUUCGGGAUGCUGUUUCCUCCCGGGUUUGACUACACUUACCCUCUGAAUGAUGUGGUUGUGAGUAACGGAGAACUUUUGUCUUUCUCUGAAGGAUCUGCUUGGCUCCGAGAUGGAGAAGGUAAUUUCAUCCAGGGAUUGAUCAAACACGACAAAAGGAAAGUUCUUGAUAUCAUCUAUUCCGCUCAAGAAAUGCUAUCUCAGUGGUUGCUGAUGCGCGGAUUGAGUGUUUCCUUGGCGGAUUUGUACCUUUCCUCUGAUCCGCAGUCUCGUAAAAACUUGACUGAAGAGAUAUCAUACGGAUUACGGGAAGCUGAGCAAGUCUGCAACAAGCAACAGCUAAUGGUUGAAUCUUGGAGAGAUUUCCUUGCAGUUAAUGGGGAGGAUGAGGGAGAGGAUUCAGUUGCGAGGGAUUUGGCCCGGUUCUGCUAUGAGAGGCAAAAAUCCGCUACAUUAAGUAAAAUUGCAGUUAGUGCUUUUAAGGAUGCUUACAGAGAUGUUCAGGCACUAGCAUAUAGGUAUGGCGAGCAAUCCAACUCUUUUUUGAUCAUGUCAAAAGCCGGUAGUAAAGGGAAUAUCGGGAAGCUGGUUCAACACAGCAUGUGUAUCGGUCUGCAGAAUUCGGCAGUUUCUUUGUCCUAUGGGUUUCCGCGUGAGCUGACUUGCGCUUCUUGGAAUGACCCGAACAGUCCACUUCGUGGCGCAAAGGGAGAAGACAGUACUGCUACUGAGUCAUAUGUUCCUUAUGGAGUCAUUGAGAACUCGUUUCUAACGGGUCUGAAUCCGUUGGAAUCUUUUGUUCAUUCAGUUACAAGUCGUGACAGCUCAUUCAGUGGUAAUGCUGAUCUCCCCGGGACACUGAGCAGAAGAUUAAUGUUCUUCAUGCGGGACAUAUACGCUGCUUAUGAUGGCACAGUGAGAAAUUCUUUCGGAAACCAGUUAGUCCAGUUUACUUAUGAGACUGAUGGUCCCGUUGAAGAUAUCACCGGUGAAGCACUUGGCUCACUUUCUGCUUGUGCAUUAUCUGAGGCAGCUUACAGCGCGCUAGACCAGCCAAUAAGCCUUCUGGAAACUUCUCCGCUUCUGAAUCUUAAGAAUGUUUUGGAGUGUGGAUCGAAGAAAGGUCAAAGAGAACAGACUAUGACUUUGUAUUUGUCUGAAACCCUUUCAAAGAAAAAGCACGGGUUCGAAUACGGGUCACUGGAGAUCAAGAACCACUUGGAGAAACUGAGUUUCUCAGAGAUCGUUUCAACAUCUAUGAUAAUAUUCUCUCCAAGUACUAACACGAAAGUACCGUUAAGCCCGUGGGUUUGCCAUUUUCAUAUCUCUGAGAAAGUACUGAAGCGGAAACAACUCAACGUAGAAUCCGUGGUUUCUUCAUUAAACGAGCAGUACAAGAGCAGGAACAGAGAACUGAAGCUUGAUAUAGUUGAUUUAGAUAUACAAAGCACAAACCACUGCUCUUCAGACGAUAAGGCAAUGAAGGAUGAUAGCUUUUGCAUCACGGUGACUGUAAUCGAAGCAUCAAAGCACUCGGUUUUGGAACUGGAUGCUAUUCGUCUCGUUUUGAUCCCUUUUCUUCUUGACUCUCCUGUCAAAGGUUCUCAAGAGAUUAAAAAGGUGGAUAUCUUAUGGACAGACCGACCAAAAGCGCCAAAAAGGAACGGGGACCAUUUGGCGGGUGAGCUGUACUUAAGGGUUACAAUGUAUGGAGAUCGAGGAAAAAGAAACUGUUGGACCGCUCUUUUAGAAACCUGUCUUCCCAUUAUGGAUAUGAUUGACUGGAGCCGAAGCCAUCCUGAUAAUAUCCGACAAUGCUGCUCGGUUUAUGGAAUAGACGCUGGACGGAGCAUUUUCGUAGCAAAUUUGGAGUCCGCGGUGUCGGAUACCGGUAAGACGAUACUAAAAGAGCAUCUGCUUCUCGUAGCUGACAGUCUCUCUGUUACCGGAGAAUUUGUGGCAUUAAACGCUAAAGGUUGGAGUAAACAAAGACAGGUCGAGUCCACGCCUGCACCUUUUACUCAAGCAUGCUUUUCGAGCCCAAGUCAAUGCUUUCUCAAAGCUGCUAAGGAAGGUGUUAGAGACGAUCUUCAAGGGUCUAUCGACGCGCUAGCUUGGGGAAAAGUUCCUGGUUUUGGAACUGGAGAUCAAUUCGAAAUCAUUAUUUCUCCUAAGGUUCACGGGUUUACUACACCGGUAAAUGUGUAUGACCUUCUGAGUAGUACACCUCCAAAGACAAACUCUGCGCCUAAAUCAGACAAAGUCACGGUCCAGCCAUUCGACUUGCUAGGUACCGCAUUCCUGAAAGGUAUCAAGGUACUAGAUGGGAAAGGGAUUUCUAUGUCACGGCUUAGAACGAUCUUUACAUGGGAAAACAUCGAGAAGCUUUCCCAGUCACUGAAACGCAUACUCACCAGUUACGAGAUCAAUGAUCCAUUGAAUGGGAGGGACGAAGAACUUGUGAUGAUGGUUCUGCACUUGCACCCCAACAGUGCUGAUAAAAUUGGACCAGGCCUUAAAGGAAUCCGGGUCGCUAAAUCGAAGCACGGAGAUUCCCGUUGCUUUGAGGUUGUAAGAAUAGACGGGACAUUCGAAGACUUUUCGUACCACAAGUGUGUCUUGGGAGCAACAAAGAUCAUUGCCCCAAAGAAAGUGAACUUAUACAAGUCAAAGUAUCUUAAAAAUGGUACACACCAGCCCGGUAGGCUCUCCGAAAACCCGCAAACAGUCAAGUAAAAGGAAGAAAAGGACUGUCUUUCCUGCGAUAUAAUAUCGAACAAUGUAGGAAGUUGUGUGUAUUUCUGUUCAAAAAAGUGAUUAGAUAGAUAUAGGGGAAAAGCCUUUUGGCUUUGCUCUAAGCUUCUUUUUGCUCCUUUCACUAUGUAAUACCUUUUGCCUUCAACCUAAAGGCUUAAAGGUUAAUUACUUAGUGGAAGCAGCAACGAGAAGCUGGCAAAGGAGGCUUCUGUUCUGUUUCUGUUUCUGUUUGUAGACUAUGAAAUAUCCGGUUUGACUAUGAUAUAUCCGGUUAUGUUUCUGUUCUA